Messenger RNA from Chiloscyllium plagiosum (whitespotted bambooshark), 1206 nucleotides. Its product is annotated as retinoschisin. The record is from RefSeq and is a predicted model, not a curated record. Lineage: Eukaryota; Metazoa; Chordata; Chondrichthyes; Orectolobiformes; Hemiscylliidae.
UAAUCUUCUUGGAUAUACAGUAGUUAUUCAAUUUGCUGAGUGCACAGCCUUGAAAAGAUGAAGGGAGAAAACAUUCUAUUUUCCAUUCUACUCGUAUUUGAAGCUUUUUCAUCUUUAUCUGCUGCUCAGAAUGAAAAUCUACAACAGUCAUGUAACAAGACUUGCAAAUGUGAUUGCAAGGAUGGACCCAACACAAUUUGGGGAAUGGCACCAGGAUCCUCAAUGCUAGAAUGUAUGCCAGAGUGUCCUUAUCACCGAGCUCUUGGGUUUGAAUCUGGAGUUGUAACAGAAGACCAGAUAGGUUGUUCCAAUGAAGACCAAUAUACAGGAUGGUAUUCCUCAUGGAUACCAAACAAAGCAAGACUCAACAGUCAAGGUUUUGGGUGCGCAUGGCUGUCAAGGUAUCAAGAUAAUCAGCAAUGGCUUCAGAUUGACCUGAAGAUGAUCAGAGUUAUUUCUGGCAUCAUUACUCAAGGACGAUGUGAUGCUGACGAAUGGAUGACAAAGUACAGUGUUCAGUACAGAUCUGACAAAACCUUUAAUUGGGUUUACUAUAAAGACCAGACUGGAAACAAUCGGGUAUUUUAUGGGAACUCAGACAGAACAUCAUCUGUGCAGAAUUUUCUGCGCCCUCCAAUUGUUGCUCAAUACAUCAGGAUUAAGCCCUUGGGCUGGCAUGUUCGGAUCGCUAUCAGAAUGGAGCUGCUUGAAUGCAUGAAUAAAUGCCAGUCAUAAGCAUGUUAACAUCAAUUAAGGAAUAGCAUGUCCUACUGAAAAAAUGCAGGCUACUGUCAAAAGUAAUGACCUAUCUAAAAAAGUUAUCAAUGUAAUUUACACCUCAUUAUUUCUCCUUAAACUUUUAAAACAAAAUAUACUUGUAGACCUGAAAUAACAACAGGUUUAUAGCCAGUAUAGGGAUGUGUUUAUUAGUCCUUUGAAACGUGCUGAAAAGCUGCCUGAAGGUACAUUUCUGCGGGUACUGAGCAAUCAAAUUUUUUCCAGCCCCACAGAAUCACGUUGGAUAUAAUCCAGAAAUGACUGGAUGCUCAUUUAUCACUGUCCAUAGUGGCCUGAAUUGGCUCCAUCUUCCAAAACGCUGAAUUCAAGAUCCUUUCUACAAAUCCCCUGUGGCCUCAACUCACGAUACCUCUGCAACUUAACAGCGUCAACCCAUAGGAUUGUCCACUUCCUGAAAUUUUCGUCCAU